AUGUUAAAAAAAUGGUAUAACAAGAAUAAUAUUAAUUUCAGUUAUAUCUCUAACCCACACCCAUGUUAA
Messenger RNA from Spirodela intermedia, 69 nucleotides. The record is from the annotation of a GenBank genome assembly. NCBI's taxonomy places the organism in Eukaryota, Viridiplantae, Streptophyta, Magnoliopsida, Alismatales, Araceae.